AAUUAAUCGUUUCCCGUCACUCGCCCAUUUUAUUUAAUUGUUUAUUUACUUUGCCAGCAUAAUAAAAUAAUAUAAAUAUAUAUAUAUAUAUAUAUAAUAACCAUGCGUUCACAGUGAGACUGCAUAAUUCAGUCUUAGCCUGCUAGCUGGCACCGGGAGACAGCUGGUUAUGCAGACUAGCAUGCUAACUCAGUAGGUUAAUGAUUCACAAGUUCCUAAUCAUUCCCUUUAAAAGUUAGUUUAGAUACAGGCUCGAUAGCGCAAACAGCCAGGCAGACCAGAGAGCAUGGCGUCGCUUAGAUUCUGCGCCAAUAUCUCCUGGCUGUUCACGGAGCUGCCCGAGUUCAGCGAGAGACUGCGAGCAGCUGCGCGUGCAGGUUUCCAGGCUGUGGAGGCGGCGUGGCUGUACGGCUCUGAGCCGAGAGAGCUGCAGAAGGUCCGAGAGGAGAUUGGACUCCAGGUGGCUCUUAUUAACACUCCCCCGGGUGAUGUAAAGAAUGGGGAGCUGGGUCUGGGUGCUGUGCCAGGGAGGGAGCAGGAUUUCAGAGAGGGUUUGGCUCAGGCUGUACAGUAUGCUAAAGCACUGGACUGCAAGAGGAUCCAUGUAAUGGCAGGGCGGGUACCUGCAGGGGCGAAGCUGUCUGAGGUUGGUGUGGAAAUGGAAGCCACUUUUGUGCAGAACCUGAAACAUGCUGCUGAUGUUCUAUCAAAGGAGGGCAUUAUGGGAUUGAUUGAGCCCAUCAACACAAGGAUAACUGACCCUCAAUACUUCCUGAACUCGCCACAUCAGGCGGCUGCAAUCCUUGAGAAAGUUGACCAUCCAAACAUCAAACUGCAGAUGGACAUUUUCCACUGGCAGAUAAUGGACGGGAACCUGACGCAGAAUAUCCGGAGAUACUUUCCCUUAAUAGGUCACAUCCAGGUUGCUCAAGUUCCUGAUCGCCACGAACCUGAUAGUCCAGGAGAGAUCGACUUCCCUUACAUCUUUAAGCUGUUGGAGGAACUGGGCUACCAGGGAUAUGUAGGCUGUGAAUACAAACCUCAGAGUGAGUGCUUGACUGGCUCUGAUUAAAGAGGUUCCACAGAAGAAGGCCUGGCUUGGGUGAAGAAAUACUGGGAGAGUAAACACUGCCAAGUCUAAAACCACAUUGUAUUUGGGUUUAACCUGCGUGAUUUUUGUACAUUUCUGUAAGCACCACAACUGGAUCACACGCUUUUAUCUGACACAUCCAUACUGUGGAUAUUCUGACGACAGCAGCUAUAUAGAUACGGGUCCAUUAAUAAUAACGGUGUGCAUUCGGACACCUCCACGAUGGUCUUUGAAGAUACGGUGACACUAGAGCUCCAGACAGAAUUAUAUAUGAUUGACCUGCUUUAAUAAAAAAAUCAUAGUCACUGCACA
Messenger RNA from Hemibagrus wyckioides, 1402 nucleotides. It is a transcript of the gene hyi, whose product is annotated as hydroxypyruvate isomerase. The transcript is spliced from 8 exons. Gene Ontology annotation, molecular function: hydroxypyruvate isomerase activity. The coding region runs from base 287 to 1072 and encodes 261 amino acids. The record is from RefSeq and is a predicted model, not a curated record. Lineage: Eukaryota; Metazoa; Chordata; Actinopteri; Siluriformes; Bagridae. Gene Ontology annotation, biological process: glyoxylate metabolic process.